Messenger RNA from Drosophila ficusphila, 1340 nucleotides. RefSeq names its product selenide, water dikinase 2 (gene Sps2). NCBI's taxonomy places the organism in Eukaryota, Metazoa, Arthropoda, Insecta, Diptera, Drosophilidae. The transcript is spliced from 4 exons. Gene Ontology annotation, molecular function: ATP binding; selenide, water dikinase activity. Gene Ontology annotation, biological process: L-selenocysteine biosynthetic process. The record is from RefSeq and is a predicted model, not a curated record. Gene Ontology annotation, cellular component: cytoplasm.
UUGUUACCAUCACUAUACCCGAUUUGAUUUCACUCAGUUGUUUUAACUUAUAACUUAUAAGUUAUUAGUGCAAAACAAGACUAAUAUUUGCGCACAAUGUUUCGCCCCGAAAAGCAUGGGCUUGAUCCCGACUUUCAACUAACCAAAUUUACGACGCACACUGGGUGAAGUUGCAAAAUCCCCCAAAAAGUACUUGAGAAGUACCUAAGGGGAACAGAACUAGCAAGUAAGAAUAAUGAUGAAUACCUUAUCGGCUCCGGAAUGGACUGUGCAGUAAUACCCUUGAACCGACACAAAGACUAUUUACUUGUACAAACUGUUGACUUUUUUUAUCCCAUGGUUAAUGAUCCGGAAUUAUUGGGACGCAUAGCACUCGCUAAUGUCCUAAGUGAUGUUUAUGCAGUUGGGUUGACGGAUUUUGAUUCGGUCGAAAUGAUCGUCAGCACAUCAACAAGCUUUACUGAAAAGGAACGAGAUGUUGUUAUUUCGCAAGUUAUAAAGGGGUUCCAAAACUCUUUAAAUUCGAAUGGCUAUCACAAAACGCCAAUUGUUAUCAGACAACUGAAGAUUAAUCCCUGGUGUAUUAUUGGUGGAAUAGCAACUUCCCUCUGUCGAAAAGGGGAACUUAUCCUCCCGUCCAACGCUCAGCCUGACGAUGUUUUGGUUCUUACAAAACCCCUGGGAGGACAAAUGGCAAUGGAUGCUCACCUUUGGCAACUUAACCAGACUCAAAAGUACAAAACACUGCUGUCCGAAUUUAGUGAUGACGAUAUCCGGCAAACUUUUGGAAUAGCAGUUAAAUCUAUGACUUAUUUAAACAAAAAUGCCGCACUUUUAAUGCACAAAUACGAAGCACAUUGUGCCACUGAUAUCACUGGAUUUGGCUUAUUGGGACAUGCCAAUAACUUAGCACAAUUCCAAAAAGAAAAAGUCUCAUUUCAAAUUAACAAGUUACCAAUUAUCAAAAAUGUACUUAAAUUUAGUUCUUUGAUUGGCCAAAGCACAAAGUUUCGUUCUGGCAGGUCAGUAGAAACCUCAGGUGGGCUCUUAAUUUGCCUUUCCCCCCAAGCAGCGGACAAGUUUUGCCGGGAUUUUGAUAAAAUUACAAUGGGAGAACAAAAGUCAUUUAAAAUUGGAAAAGUUAUAGCCUCAAACGAGAGUGGUGCGGUUCUUUGUGAUAAUGUAGAGUUCAUUGAAGUAAGCCUAUAAAUAUAAUUAAAUUGAAGAUAUUGAUUAUUCAACUAAUGAGGAAUAUUUCGUAAAGGCUUUUCGGCUUGGAAAUAUUCUGAACUUUCUUGUACACAUAAGGUGUAUAAUAAACUUGAUAAUCAAAGACGCAA